GGGUGCGUAUCGGUAACAUCCACAGGCGUCGAAUGUCACUUGGAUCCUAACGCUCGGUCGUAUAUUUUGUUUAACCAAAACAUCGCACAUACUUGUCAAAGACCAUCAAUAACUACUCCAAUGUAUUAUUUUUCUCAGCUUUAUUUCUCCCAAAACAAGCACAUUUACUGAGAUAUAGAUUCCAUAUUCCUGCGCAGAGAGGUUGACUUUGCAUUCUGGAACGUACCCAGUGUCCGAACCCGGAAGUUUGGGAAAACUGCCAAAAAAGCUGUCGCUGAUACAGAAAGCUUCAACCAAGGCUCAAGAUAGCUAACAAACUGUCGUUGUACAUGUAGCUAUCUCGCAUAUUUCUGCGGAUUCAAAAUGGAUGCGGAAACAGAGUGUUGCAAAUGUCACCUCUUGGAUUUGCCCUGGGAGGAUGUGUUGGUAACACACAUCUUCUGCUACCUGCCAAUACGCCAGCUGGUGCGGCUACAGAGAGUGAGCAAGCAGUUCUAUGCCCUCAUCCAGGUGUACCUGGCCAACUGUCGCACCUUUGACCCCACACAGAUAGGGCCUAGCCUUCCCAAGGAGGCAUUCUGCAACAUACUAAGGGACAACAAAGUCCUACAGAACUUGUCCGUCCAGAACUGCUCCGAUUGGGUGACAGACACGGAGCUGCUGCCUGUGAUUGGCCAGAACCAGCACCUGCUGAGAGUAGACAUGAGGGGGUGUGACCGGCUGACCCGUCACUCCUUAGUAGCGGUGUCGUUGAGCUGCACACACCUGCAGUACCUGGGCCUGGCCCACUGUGAAUGGGUGGACAGCCUGUCCAUACGCAGCCUGGCUGACCACUGUGGGGGCCUGAGGUCCAUCGACCUGACCGCCUGCCGCCAGCUCAAAGACGAGGCCAUCUGCUAUUUAUCCAAGAAAUGUCUGAAGAUGAGGUCGCUGUCUGUGGCGGUCAACGCCAACAUUACAGACGUGUCUGUGGAGGAAGUGGCCAAGAACUGCAGGGAGCUGGAACAGCUGGACCUGACAGGCUGCCUGAGGGUUAGGAAUGACUCCAUCAGGACUGUUGCAGAGUACUGCCCCAAGCUGCAGUCUCUGAAGGUGAACCACUGUCACAACGUGACUGAGUCCAGUCUGGACACCCUGCGGAAGAGGAACGUUGAGAUUGACGUGGAGCCACCACUACAGAGGGCCCUUGUGCUGCUGCAGGAUGUGGUGGGGUUCGCUCCCUUCAUCAACCUCCAGAUCUAGGCUAAAGGACAUCUGUAUUACUCAUCCAACCAACUGGAAACAGGUUUUCCUCCACUAGGAGAAUGACCUGUUUCAAUUGAAACACACCCUGUGUAUUCUGGGACAUCAAUUAAGCAAUUCAAGGACAAACAAAAACGGAUGUAUAUGGGAAAUAUAUUGUGAAACUUGUCUCUUUAUUUAUUACAGUGAUGUUGCAGAUUAUAAUUAUGCACUUAGGAAAAGACUGAAGGAAGCCGUGCACAUUUCAGUAACGCUGUCACGAGUCCAAAAGAUUCCUGCAGUAUUUAUUUGUAUCUCAUCACACACACUAACAACACUUUAGAUGGUCUUGUGAUCUAUAGCUUUAAAAAAAAAGGACAAUUCCAACCAAAGGAGAAGCCGUAACUAUAAGAGCAUAUUGUUGAGUUUUUGUGUGUUUAUUGACAUGUUACUCUGCUAAAUGUAUGAUACAUACACCUCUAAAUGUCUCAUACAGAUUAGCUAGGUCAACUUUUACAUAUUAGGUAGGUAAAUGUUUUAUAUUCGGUAAAUAAACGUUUUAUAUUGUG
Molecule: messenger RNA, 1790 nt
Organism: Oncorhynchus nerka (sockeye salmon)
Lineage: Eukaryota; Metazoa; Chordata; Actinopteri; Salmoniformes; Salmonidae
Gene: fbxl15
Product: F-box and leucine-rich repeat protein 15
Exons: 6
Coding region: 364-1242 (292 amino acids)
Biological process (GO): SCF-dependent proteasomal ubiquitin-dependent protein catabolic process
Cellular component (GO): SCF ubiquitin ligase complex
Molecular function (GO): protein binding
Source: RefSeq, a predicted model, not a curated record